Dentiscutata erythropus is the source of this 217-nucleotide messenger RNA. Lineage: Eukaryota; Fungi; Glomeromycota; Glomeromycetes; Diversisporales; Gigasporaceae. The record is from the annotation of a GenBank genome assembly.
AUGGAUACAGACGACGAAAUGGAUAUGUCUGAUGAAACAGAAGAAUUAGAUGAGAAAUCAGAAAUAAGUAAUAGAUUUUGGGAAGCAGAUGAAAUAAUUAAACAACUAGCAAUAGCAACACAAAAAAAUUCAGAUAGCGUAUAUACAAGCCAGUUUAUUGAUGUUGAAGAAAUUUCUCAACGAUUUAGCGCAGAAGUUAAAUCGGGCAACAUUGCUG